Australozyma saopauloensis is the source of this 2967-nucleotide messenger RNA. It is a transcript of the gene PFK1, whose product is annotated as 6-phosphofructokinase subunit alpha. Gene Ontology annotation, biological process: canonical glycolysis; fructose 6-phosphate metabolic process; fructose 1,6-bisphosphate metabolic process. The record is from RefSeq and is a predicted model, not a curated record. Gene Ontology annotation, cellular component: mitochondrion; cytoplasm; 6-phosphofructokinase complex. Gene Ontology annotation, molecular function: 6-phosphofructokinase activity; identical protein binding; ATP binding. Lineage: Eukaryota; Fungi; Ascomycota; Pichiomycetes; Serinales; Metschnikowiaceae. The transcript has a single exon. Bases 1 to 2967 code for a protein of 988 amino acids.
AUGAGCGUACUGGGCGUUAGUUCGAUCUCGCUCAAUACCACCGACGAACUGCGCUUCCUCGAAGCGUCCAAGUUCUACGUCCAUUUGGGCUUUUCCUUGGUGAAAACCUACAGCAAAUACUCGCAGGUGGCCUCCGAACAGAAGGCCGAGCACUUGCGCGGAAUUUCACAUGAUCUGCUCCGCGAGGUGUGGUUGCAGACGGUGCCAAUGCAGCAAACAGACGAACUGGGCAAUCGCAUUCCGUGGCAGGAUAUGCCGUUUUAUAAUGGAGACAGCACCAAGUCGCUUUUCCAGGGCGUGUUGAUCAAGUUGCGCCUUGUGGCCGCGCAGACGUCCGCGGUGUCGUUGCAGGACGUGCGGUUGUUCUCGUGCAAGUUGGGCGAGACCGAAGCGGCGUUGAAGUCGUUAAAUGUAGGUGUUUCCAAGGACGAGCAGGGCUGCUUGACCGCGGCCGACCCGCUUGGAAACACGGUGUAUAUCAGUAAUCGUCCGUUCUCUUCCUCGACGCAGAGCUUCUCUCUGCCUGAAGAGUUCUGGGCUUUCCAGACCGACCAGCUCAUGAAGGCGUUGCCUGCCGUGGACUCGGACUCGGACUCGGACGGCGCCGCGGACCAGCCCAAGAAGAAGAAAAUCGCCGUCAUGACCUCCGGCGGUGACUCGCCUGGUAUGUCGCCUGCGGUGCGUGCCGUGGUCCGUUCGGGUAUCUACUUUGGCUGCGACAUGUUUGCCGUUUACGAGGGCUACGAGGGCUUGGUGCGCGGUGGCGACUUGUUGAAGAAAAUGGAGUGGGAGGACGUGCGUGGUUUCCUCUCCCACGGUGGUACCGACAUUGGAACCGCCAGAUGCGCCGAGUUCAGAGAACGCAAGGGCCGUUUGCAGGGUGCCUACAACAUGGUGGUCAACGGCAUUGAUGCUUUAGUUGUCUGCGGUGGUGACGGUUCUUUGACCGGUGCUGAUUUGUUCCGUUCCGAGUGGCCUUCAUUGAUCGAGGAGUUGGUCCAAACUGGCCGUUUGACCGCCGCCGAAGCCGAGCCCCACCGUCACCUCACCAUUGUGGGUCUUGUGGGCUCCAUCGAUAACGAUAUGGCCGGCACCGACGCUACCAUUGGUGCUUACUCUGCCUUGGAGCGUAUCUCCGAGAUGGUUGACUACAUCGACGAGACCGCCAACUCCCACUCUAGAGCCUUCGUGGUUGAAGUUAUGGGCCGUCACUGUGGCUGGCUCGGCUUGAUGUCCGGUUUGUCUACCGGCGCAGACUACAUCUUCAUUCCCGAGAGACCUCCAAAGCAUGGCAAAUGGCAGGACGAGUUGAAGGAGAUCUGUUCUCGCCACAGAGGCUAUGGUAAGAGAAACACCACCGUCAUCGUGGCCGAAGGUGCCAUCGACGAUGAGUUGCAGCCAAUCACCGCAGAAACCGUCAAGGACGUUCUUGUGGAGUUGGGUCUCGACACCCGUAUCACCACUUUGGGCCACGUUCAAAGAGGUGGUACCGCUGUGGCCUACGAUAGAAUGCUUUCCACCUUGCAAGGUGUGGAGGCCGUCAAGGCUGUUUUGGAGAGCACACCAGACAUCCCAUCUCCUGUUAUCGGAAUUGCCGAGAACCAGAUUGUGCGUCAACCUUUAGUGGACUCUGUUCGCGACACCAAGAUGGUUGCAACAGCCAUUGAGGCAAAGGACUUUGACAAGGCCAUGAGCUUGCGUGACUCGACCUUCGCUGAGGCUUACGAAGCUUACUUGUCUACAGCUCUCCAUGAUGAUGGCUCUCAACUCUUGCCAGAGACUGAGAGAUUGAACAUCGGUAUUGUCCAUGUCGGAGCAUCGCUGUCGGCUUUGAACGCUACCACACGUGCUGCCGCUUUGUACUGUUUGUCUAAGGGCCACAAAUUGUUUGCCAUUCAAAACGGUUUCUCUGGCCUCAUAAAAGACGGUGUCAUCAAGGAAUUGUCUUGGUUAGACGUCGACGGAUGGCACAACAAGGGUGGUUCGGAAAUCGGAACCAACAGAUCCUUGCCUGCUGAGCACUACGGUGAUGUUGCCUACUACUUGCAAAGAUAUAACUUAAACGGUCUUUUAAUUGUUGGUGGUUUCGAAGCUUUCACUGCAUUGCACCAGUUGGAGUCUCAAAAGGAGCUCUAUCCAGUGUUUAACAUUCCAAAGGUUGUAGUUCCAGCCACGGUGUCUAACAAUGUGCCAGGUACCGAGUACUCCUUGGGUUCCGACACCUGUUUGAACCAAUUGGUCAACUACUGUGACGCCAUCAAGCAAUCCGCUUCGUCCACUCGUAGAAGAGUUUUCGUUGUUGAAGUUCAAGGUGGAAACAGUGGAUACGUUGCAUGUUACGCCGGUUUGGUCACAGGUGCCAUGGCCGUCUACACCCCAGAACUGAAGAUCAACUUGCAGACCAUCCGCGAGGACAUUGACUUGUUGGUAGACGUUUUCGAUGGAGACCGUGGUGAAGAUAAGAACGGUAAGGUUGUCAUUCGUAACGAGCACGCCUCAAAGGUGUACACAUCAGAGCUUUUAUCUGAUAUCUUCUCUGAAGCUGCAAAGGGCCGUUUCGAGACACGUACCGCCAUUCCAGGUCAUGUGCAACAAGGUUACACCCCAAGUUCCAUGGAUAGAGUCAUGGCUGUCCGUUUUGCCGUACAAUCGGUCAAAUUCAUUGAACAAUGGAGUCAUAAAGCAUACGAGACCCUUCAUCAGGGAUCGUCACACCAUGCUGUCAACAACUUGAAGAUGCUUGACGUCAUGAGAACUCAUCCACACAAUUCCGUCGUUAUCGGUAUACAAAACGCGCUGUUGGUUUUCUCCGACAUCAAGGCUUUGUACCAGGACGAUGCCGACAUGCGCUUGAGAAAGGGUAAGACCGUUCACUGGGAGAAUUUGUCGGAGGUCGGCGACAUCUUGAGUGGGCGCUCGCGUUUGAGAGACCGUAGAAGGGAGCACGAGGAAGCAAAGAAGCAAUAA